Molecule: messenger RNA, 3744 nt
Organism: Funneliformis mosseae
Lineage: Eukaryota; Fungi; Glomeromycota; Glomeromycetes; Glomerales; Glomeraceae
Source: the annotation of a GenBank genome assembly
AUGUCUGAUCCUUUAACAUCAAAUGGAGUUAAGGAUGAUAAAGUCGAGCCUCCUGAAGACGUGGGUAGCAAUUUAUUAGUAGAAUUUUCCAAUAGAACACUUGCCUUACUAAAUCCGAACAAAGACGAACGUUCCUCUCCUUAUGAAUCAGAAAAUGAAGAAAGGGAACCGGCAGAAGAAUCACCUAAUUGGCGUGCUUCCAUAAUGUCAAAUCUCUUCCAUAUGAAAGGUGUUUCUACAGGUCAACCUGACUCUCACUCUCAUUCAGAUUUGAAAAAACGCCCGAAACCACCAAGGCGUCAAAGGUCUAAGCCAUUAGAGCUUGCAACUGGACUUUCGGAAGAUCAAUUAUCUGCUCCAUAUGUUGAAGAAGUACUUCCUGAGCGACCUGAUUUCAUAAGGCGUCCACCAUUUACUUCAGAUACAAAUGAAGCUGAAUCGUCCAAUAAAGCAGAAUCAUCCGAAGUUGGAGAAUCUUCAACUAGAAACAAAUUUCAAAAACGUGUUAAGAAGGCACUAGCUUUGUCAAAAGCAAAUCAAGUAUUCAAUACUUCUGAUAGAAAUCAUUUACAAGAUACUGGUAAUUUAGGAGUUCUUAUAUUUCCAAGUCCAAUUACUGUGCCUUAUUUAUGGGCAAGAAGAGAUUACAAAAAACGUAAAGCGCCACCUAUUUUAUUUGAUGCUUUGAAGCUUGCAAUUACCGACUCGUAUAACGAUGCGAAUGUUUAUAAUAUGCAAACUAUAUUUAGAGUAGAAUUAGAAUAUGGUGAUGUAAAAUGGGUUAUAAAAAGAUCAGGAAUUGAUUUUAUCUCACUUUAUAUCAACUUGAAAAAGAGAGCGGAUCUCCCUUUCAUACCAGCGAUACCAAAUGGUCUCUAUAAAUGGUUUCGUUCACUAUUUCAUAGUACACAUAUUCGUCAUGAACUUCAACAAAUCGGAGUUCUUAAAAGGAGGGAACAGUUGGAGAGUUAUUUAAUUCAAAUAAUUAGAACCUUAAAUAUGCAUGUCUCCUAUGAGCUUAAUGAAUUCUUGGAACUUAGUGCAAUUUCUAUAACAAGAGACAUGGGUUGGAAGGGUAAAGAAGGUUACUUUGAAAACAAGGUUGAAAGGUUCAAUACACCUAUUUGUUCUUUCAGAAAUUCUAAUGUAAAAUGGAUAAGUGAAUGGGUGAUCGUUCGUGACUCAUAUAUAGCAUUUUGUUCUCAUAUAAGUUCAACAACUCCAGCUGAUGUUUUUCUACUUGACAGAAAUUUUCAAUGUGAUAAAGUACCUAUCCAAGGAUUUGAUCGUGUUUUAACAUUUCAUGGUCGAAUUAAUAUAGAAAAUAGCUCACGAAGGAUUGAGCUUAAAGCUGAUACGCGGAUGCUGAAUGAGUUCUUGGAGAGUAUUGAAAGAGUCAAGCAAUCAUCUCCUUGGGUUAAGCAACAUCGAUUUGAUUCUUAUGCACCUAUCAGGGAGAAUGCAAAGAUUAAAUGGUACGUGGACGGUAAAGAUUAUUUCUUUGCAGUUUCUGAAGCCAUUCUAGCAGCUAAAUCAGAAAUUUAUAUUGAGGAUUGGUGGCUAUCACCAGAAUUGUACCUUCGUCGUCCUCCAUCUCAAAAUGAACAGUUUCGAUUAGAUAGAUUGCUCAAAAAGAAGGCCGAAGAAGGUGUAAUGAUUUUUAUUGUUGUUUACAAGGAAGUUAAAUAUGCUUUACCUCUGGAUUCAUUUCACACAAAGAAAACUCUCCAAGAACUUCAUAAAAAUAUUAGAGUUCAAAGACAUCCAGAUCAUGGACCUGAGGGUACAAUGUUUUGGGCUAAAAUGGUGGUUGUUGAUUGUCGAAUUGCAUUUAUCGGAGGAUUAGAUCUAUGUUUUGGGCGUUAUGAUACUCAUGCCCAUGAGUUGGUUGAUUGGCAUCCAGACGAUGACAAACAACACUCAAUAUGGCCGGGUCAAGACUAUUCUAAUCCGAGAAUUAAAGAUUUUCAGAAUGUUGUCGAUUUCGAUAAUCCAUUGAUUGAUAAAUCACGAACUCCUCGUAUGCCAUGGCACGACGUUUCAAUCGGUAUGUGUGUUGGACAACCAGCAAGAGAUGUGGCGAGGCAUUUUGUUCAAAGGUGGAAUUUUAUUAAAGAGGAAAAAGCUUUUGACAAAGAAAAAUUCUCGUUUUUAACUCCAAAAGGAGAAUAUGUUAGUACACGUGAUGAGAGUAAAUUCAAAGGAACUUGUGACGUGCAAUUAUUGAGGAGCAGUGCAUUUUGGAGCAGUGGAAUUAAACUUGAAAGUUCCAUAUAUAAUGCAUAUUGUUAUUUAAUUAGAACUUCUAAACAUUUUAUUUAUAUUGAAAAUCAAUUUUUCAUUACAACCACAGAGAAUGAUUCAAAAUACGUUGUCAAAAAUAGGAUAGGCGAAUGUAUUGUUGAACGUAUUAAAAAAGCGCACAAAAAUAAUGAAAAGUUCCGAAUCAUUGUAGUUAUGCCCUUAUUGCCAUCAUUCGAAUCUGAUUUGAACUCAAGCGAUGCUGGGACAAUUCGUAUGGUUAUGCACUGGCAAUAUGUGUCAAUAUGCCGUGGUGGAAGAUCAAUCUUAGAAAAAUUAACUGAAGCUGGAAUUACUCCGGAGAAGUAUAUUACUUUUUACGCAUUGCGCGGACAUGAUAAAAUACAUUAUACUGAUAACGUGAAUGAAAAUAAAUCAAUAAAAUCGAAGAGAUCAAUAAUAUCCAAUAAAGGAAAAGGAAAGUUGGCAGAUAAUGAUGAUAAUUCCGGUGUAUCACUGCAAAGAAAAUCGAGCAAUUUAUCACAAAAUUCGCAUGACGUGAGAUCAGAUAAAACUUCGUCAGAAUUGAAACCACCAGAAGACUUGAGAAAUGCACCCAAUGCAACUAGUGGUGGAAGCAAAGAUUCGCAAAUACGACAUCCUUUAGAAAGCUCAUUUAAUGAUGAGAAUGCAGAACCUUUGACAGAUGAUAGAAUUGGAGGAGAACCAGCUAUCCCUUCUGGCAUAGCUCAAAUGGAUCCUAGAAAAGCUUAUAUUACUGAAGAAAUUUACAUACAUAGUAAAUUAAUGAUCGUAGAUGAUCGAUACGUUCUUUGUGGUUCAGCUAACAUAAAUGAUAGGUCGCAACUUGGAAUGCGUGAUUCAGAAAUUGCGAUUGUUGUCGAGGAUCAUAAGAAAGUGGAGACGCGUAUGAAUGGAAAACCGUAUCAAGCAUCCAAGUUUGCAUAUACAUUGCGUAGUAAUAUAUUUAAAGAACACCUUGGGUUACUAGAAACACAGGAUCACUCAUCAAUCACCAAAAGUUGUUUACCACCAUUGAGACCUGAAAAUUUAUAUGAAGCGCACGACAAAGACGAGUCGAUUACAUCAAUAAUAGAUAAUCCUGCAUCAUAUUUUCCUCCCAAGCAUCCUAAACAUCCCACAAAAACAGAUCUUGUAGUUAUGGAUCCACUUUCUGAUGAAUUUUAUGAUUAUUGGCGAACUACUGCACAUAACAAUACUGAAACUUACCGUUCUGUGUUUAGAUGUGUGCCUGACGACAACGUCGUUGAUUGGGAACAAUAUGAAAAAUUUGUUCCUGACCCUGCUAGAGUGCAACCAUGUCAUGUAGCAAAUUCCGAAGCAACCGAAGAGGAUGUACGAAAAAAAUUAGGGAAUGUUCGUGGACAUUUGGUAACAUUCCCCACCAAAUUUUUAAAUCAAGAAAACUUAUUAGGGAGUGUAAUUUCAAAUGCUGUUACCCCCGCUGAAAUAUUUACAUAA